GUAUAUCUGUUUGGCAACUCAUUUGUCCCAUGUUUAAGGGCAUAGGCAUCGGCACAAUAGUGGUCUCAUUUAUACUCAACUGCUAUUACGUUGUCAUCAUAAGUUGGGCCCUCCUAUACCUAUACUACUCAUUUUCGUGGGUCCUUCCCUGGUCUACGUGCGAUAAUGAGUGGAAUACUGCCCAAUGCUGGUCACCCAACAGCAAUACCACAGCCAAUGAACACUCUGUCAAUUCUGUCAUUGAAUUCUGGGAAAGAAAAAUCAUCCAGAUAAGCGAAGGUAUUGAUCACCCGAAUGGUCUUCAAUGGGAGUUAGCGUUAACUCUAUUGAUUGCGUGGAUCUUAUGUUUCUUCUGCAUUUGGCGGGGCAUCAAAUCGACGGGAAAGGCAGCCUAUGUUACCGCUAUAUUCCCAUACUUUGUGAUGACAGCGCUAUUCAUUAGAGGCGUUACACUUCCCGGCGCUGGCGAUGGCAUU
Messenger RNA from Medioppia subpectinata, 476 nucleotides. The record is from the annotation of a GenBank genome assembly. Lineage: Eukaryota; Metazoa; Arthropoda; Arachnida; Sarcoptiformes; Oppiidae.